AUGAACUGCAAAUACACAAAUGAAAUGAGCCAUAAGCUGCGAGAAUUAAUAGUACAUGAGUGGAUCUCUCACCCAGAGGAUUACCAGCCCUUCCUUGGUGUUGGACAAUUGUUAGACCAUGAAGCAUCUUUAUUUCUUAAUGAUGGUCAUUUCGCAUCAGAGUUAGGCAAUUGCAUGGCACUUGCAAUGGCAAAUUUACUCAAUCUUCCAAUUGUAGUAAUCACACAAAUGGAAAGUAUGUCAGUUGUCCCAGUUACUCCAAGGGAAACUCUUCAGUGCCUACCAAUCUUUGUCCCAUUUGAUCAUGCAGGUGUGGGUCACUAUGAUGCUGUAGCACACAGUACAAGCCAUUCAGUGGUCAAUGAAACACAAUCAUGUUCAGUCAGCAGCAUAGCUACCAAUCCUGAAUCUUGUCCUUGUGGUCAAGGUGCAAGAAAAAAAGAAUCCAAUAUCACCUCUUGUGAUAACUUCAAAAAAAGGUGCAAGUGUUUUCAAAGUGUGAAAGGUUGUAAUGACAACUGCCAGUGUCUUAGGUGUCAAAACCCAUAUGGAAAAAAGGCAAAAGCAGAAUACAAGAGUUAUCCAUCCGAAACAAGUAAAAGAAAACAACGAGCACAGGAAAUGACAACAGAGAGUAUGUCUGGAAAACACUUUUUGCUUAAAAGACCCUGCUUGGAGAGUGUUAGCAGAUGGACACUUCUUGAAGAGCUAGCCUUUGUCCAGAUUGUACAGUCCUCAUUAAUUGCAGCUGGCGGUGAUAUUGAUAUUGAUGUCAUUGCAAUGCAAUACUCGCAGCUGGUUGAUAACUCUGGAAUUCAUCCCAAGUCUCAAGCUCAAAUUUCUGGAAAG
Molecule: messenger RNA, 849 nt
Organism: Pocillopora meandrina
Lineage: Eukaryota; Metazoa; Cnidaria; Anthozoa; Scleractinia; Pocilloporidae
Source: the annotation of a GenBank genome assembly